Oppiella nova is the source of this 344-nucleotide messenger RNA. The record is from the annotation of a GenBank genome assembly. Lineage: Eukaryota; Metazoa; Arthropoda; Arachnida; Sarcoptiformes; Oppiidae.
GACCUCUUGUGAAACGCCUCUCAAUGGAAGCCAUUGUGUGCUUAACGAAAGCGUCGGCAAAGCUGUCCCUCCGCUCAAUCGUCACUAAAUAUGACGCUCUGAUGGCUAUACUCCUGUACGAAGAGAAUCUGUCGGCCCUUUUCCCUCAUGUCAUGUCUCCUCUGGGCGUUGAACCCGUCUUUCACGUGAGACACGAACACAGGGAUGCCGUCAUCGGUCCUAAUUGCGAUCACUUUAUGACACAAUUUGAGCAGAGAUUAAAUGAAUUCAUUAUUCAGUCGAGACCUAAACGGGACUCCAAUGGCUGGAAUAAAUUGCAAAUGUUUUCGCAAAAUGAAGAAUAA